Molecule: messenger RNA, 531 nt
Organism: Octopus sinensis (East Asian common octopus)
Lineage: Eukaryota; Metazoa; Mollusca; Cephalopoda; Octopoda; Octopodidae
Product: formin-2-like
Exons: 1
Coding region: 1-531 (176 amino acids)
Source: RefSeq, a predicted model, not a curated record
AUGGUCACUCGUCGGUUGAUGGGUGUCCUGCCCCCUCUGCGGUUCAUGGGUGUCCUGCCCCCUCUGCGGUUGAUGGGUGUCCUUCCCCCUCUGCGAUUGAUGGGCGACCUGCCCCCUCUACGGUUGAUGGGCGUCCUGCCCCCUCUGCGGUUCAUGGGUGUCCUGCCCCCUCUGCGGUUGAUGGGUGUCCGGCCCCCUCUGCGGUUGUUGAGCGUCCUACCCCCUCUGUGGUUGAUGGGCGUCCUGCCCCCUCUGCGGUUGAUGGGUGUCCGGCCCCCUCUGCGGUUGUUGGGCGUCCUGCCCUCUCUGCGGUUGACGGGCGUCCUGCCCCCUCCGCAGUUUUUGGGCGUCCUGCCCCCUCUGCGGUUAUUGGGCGUCCUGCCCCCUCUGCGGUUGAUGGGCGUCCUUCCCCCUAUGCGGUUGUUGGGCGUCCUGCUCCCUAUGCGGUUGAUGGGCGUCCUGCCCUCACUGCGGUUGAUGGCGUCCUGCCCCCUCUGCGGUUGUUGGGCGUCCUGCCCCCUCUACGGUUGA